This is a messenger RNA of Ilex paraguariensis (yerba mate), 3501 nucleotides long. Lineage: Eukaryota; Viridiplantae; Streptophyta; Magnoliopsida; Aquifoliales; Aquifoliaceae. The record is from the annotation of a GenBank genome assembly.
AGACUUGAUCCUUUCUUUUCAUAACAAUGAAGUCACUCAUUGAUUCUGCUUCUGCUGCAGCAGUUGUAUUAACAUGGGUGACUGCUACUAUUACUCUCUUAAUGGCCACUUCUACUGCAUCAUCAUCCUCGUCAAAAACAGAGGGAAAGGCUCUGCUCAACAGUGGUUGGUGGUGGAACAAUCUUGAAACCAAUCACUGCAACUGGGAAGGUAUCGUUUGCAAUAAGGAAGGAUUUGUCAUUGUGAUAAACGUCACAAAUAGUUACUCCAUCACAAGAGAAGGUAUGCUUGGGGAAUUGAACUUGGCUUCCUUUCCACAUCUUGAGCAUCUUGAGGUCAACAACUGGGAUCUCCACGGUGAGCUACCUCAGUCCUUGGCUAGCCUCACCCAACUGGUCUGGUUUGACGUGUCGGGUAAUCACAUUAGUGGCCCAAUACCUCAUGAGAUCGGGAAUCUAAAAAAUCUGGUUUCUCUGGAUUUGACGAACAAUCAAAUUACAGGUUCAAUCCCCUCAUCCAUUGGUCUCUUGACUCAGUUGACCCAUUCUCACUUUGGUAACAAUUAUCUUACUGGUGAGCUACCCCUAUCCUUGCCUAAACUCACCCAACUGGUCCAGCUUGACGCGUCAAACAAUUACAUUAGUGGCCCAAUACCUCAUGAGAUCGGGAAUCUAAAAAAUUUGGUUUCUCUGGACCUGAGUAACAAUCAGAUUACAGGUUCAAUCCCCUCAUCUGUUGGUCUAUUGACUCAUUUGAACCAUUUUCACCUUGGUGCCAAUUUACUUUCUGGAUUCAUUCCUCCAGAAAUAGGGAGCUUGAGUAAUUUGGCUAGUCUACAACUUAGUAAUAACAAUAUCAAUGGUCCAAUCCCAUCAUCUAUAGGUCAUUUGACCAACCUGACUUACCUUUAUCUUCAUUCAAACCAAAUCAGUGGCUUCAUCCCUCCCGAACUAGGGAGCUUGAGUAAUUUGGUUAAACUAGAUAUUAGUAGUAACAGUCUCAAUGGUCCAAUCCCAUCAUCUAUAGGUCAUUUGACCAACCUUCUCUACCUUGAUCUUCAUUCAAACCAAAUCAGUGGCUUUAUCCCUCGAGAGAUAUGGAGCUUGAGUAAUUUGGUUAAGUUAGACCUUAGUAAUAACAGUAUCCAUGGUCCAAUCCCAUCUUUUAUAAGUCAUAAUUUGACCAACCUGAUCUACCUUGACCUUCGUUCAAACCAACUCAGUGGUUUCAUCCAUCCAGAAAUAGGGACACUAAGGAAUUUAAUUGUGAUGAAUCUGGGUGAUAACAACCUGGUCGGUCCAGUGCCUUCUUCUUUGGGUAAUUUAACCAAGUUGGUACAUUUGCACCUAGGUUCAAAUCAAAUCAACGGUUUCAUCCCCCCAGAAAUAGGUAAUUUGAUCCAGCUCAUUGAUUUGGACCUUAGUUUAAAUUUAAUAGCUGGAUUCAUCCCCAUAGAAUUAGGAAGCCUAAGUAAUUUGAUUCGCCUAGAUCUCCGUAAUAACAAGCUCACUGGUCCAAUCCUGUCAUCCAUAGGUCAUUUGACCAAUCUGAAUAAUCUUUUCCUUUCUUCAAAUCAGAUCAAUGGCUUCAUCCCUACAGACAUAGGAAACCUGAAGCAGUUGGUUCAUUUGGAGCUAAGUUGUAACAAUCUCAUUGGCCCUAUUCCUUCAACUAUAGGCAAUUUACUGGAGCUCAAAGAUUUAUACCUUGAUUCAAACCAUAUCAAUGGUUCCAUACCACCCAGCAUUGGUGAAUUGAAUAAUCUUCACCAUUUGAACCUGUCCGUAAAUUUCUUCAACCAUGUGAUCCCCAAAGAAAUGUGCAAGCUCACAAAUUUGAUUAAUCUUGAUCUCCACCAUAACCAUUUCUCUGGUUCAAUUCCUUCAUCUAUUGGUCAAUUGUCAAGUCUCAAAACUCUGGACCUGUCUAAAAAUCAAAUCAAUGGCUCAAUACUUCUAGAACUUGGCUAUCUAUACUACCUUGAACAUUUAGACCUCUCUCAGAAUUUGUUGAGCGGACCUAUCCCAACAGAAUUACAAAGCUGCAGCCACAAAGGAUACUUCUUAAACCUAGUCUACUUGAAUGUAUCCCACAACAAUCUUUAUGGCACAUUUAAUUUUCAAUGCUCCUCCUGCUUGUUAGAUUUGUCAAACACUGGACUGGAGUAUAACUCGAUUUGUGCACCAAAUGACAAGACGAAAAGAAUCUCAUACUUUCUUGUCAUUUUCCUUCCCAUCGCCAUUUCCCUUGUCUUGUUAGUACUCGGAUUUAUUUGCCUUUCUCGAAGUAAGGCUAAAAACAACCCAAGUGAUGCAACGACGAUGAAGAAUGGUGAUAUGUUCUCGAUAUGGAAUUACGAUGGAAGCAUUGCAUAUGCAGACAUAAUCAAAGCAACAAAUGACUUUGACAUCAGAUAUUGCAUUGGAACUGGUGGUUAUGGCAAUGUUUACAAAGCCCAGCUACCCAACGGUCAAGUAUUUGCCUUGAAGAAACUUCACCGGCUGGAGGCCGAGGAGCCGGCUUUCGACAAGAGUUUCAAGAAUGAGGUGCAGAUGCUAACAAAUCUACGACAUAGAAACAUUGUGAAGCUUUACGGGUUUUGCUUACACAAACGUUGCAUGUUCUUGGUUUAUGAGUACAUGGAAAAGGGAAGCUUAUUCUGUGCUCUAAGGUAUGAUGACGAAGCUAUAGAAUUGAGUUGGGCUGCGAGGGUGAAUAUUGUCAAGGACACCGCACAUGCCCUAUCUUAUAUGCAUCAUGAUUGCACUAGACCGAUUGUUCAUCGAGACAUAUCGAGCAACAACAUUUUAUUGAACUCAAAAUUGGAGGCUUUUGUCUCUGACUUUGGCACAUCUAGAUUGUUGUAUCCUGACUCUUCUAAUCAAACUGUGGUUGCAGGCACUGUUGGAUAUGUCGCUCCAGAGCUUGCUUACACCAUGGUGGUGACAGAGAAAUGCGAUGUCUACAGCUUUGGGGUGGUGGCAUUGGAAACAAUUAUUGGAAGGCAUCCGGGAGAUCUCCUCACAUCGCUGUUGUGCUCUUCAGAUCAAAAUCUAAUGCUAAAUGAUGUACUAGACCCACGCCUCUCACCACCAGCUGAUCCACUGCUUGCUCAGGAUAUUCUUCUCGUUGUUACAUUGGCUUUUGCAUGUCUCCGUUCUGAACCAAAAUCCCGUCCAACAAUGAAGCAAGUAUCUCGAGAAUUUCAGGCUCGCAGGGGGACACCGACAGCGAAGCCAUUGCAUGCAGUUUCUCUAUGGCAGCUAAGGAAUAAAGAGACAAAUUUUUUGCUGAAUUGAAUUCAAGUGAAUCAGAGAUAUGUACAAGUAACUUGCCCAAAAAAAUAACAAAAAAGAUGUACUACUUAUGAAUAAUGGUUAACAUGUUUGAUUGUUGAAUAUAAGUCGGUAAUGCUCCCCAUACAUUUGACCUUCAUAAGUGCAUAUUGAUAACAUAUACACAAGGUUAUCUAAUGAUGUAAAGACUUAAGACUUGCAUUUG